Aspergillus udagawae is the source of this 627-nucleotide messenger RNA. Its product is annotated as DUF3425 domain-containing protein. NCBI's taxonomy places the organism in Eukaryota, Fungi, Ascomycota, Eurotiomycetes, Eurotiales, Aspergillaceae. The transcript has a single exon. Bases 1 to 627 code for a protein of 208 amino acids. The record is from RefSeq and is a predicted model, not a curated record.
AUGGACCAACACUCCACAUGCACCUUUGCACCGCCAAAUAUCCACGAACUGAUGAACCAAUUUGAACGAGACGCUGUGGGAAAGUACCUUUCCGGCUCCCCAGAGAUAGACCAUCUCCUCUCUCUCAGUAGAAUAAAUGUUCUACGCGCGGCUUACGAAAAUGUCAUUGCGCUAGGCAUGUCUGCUGAGUGGCUAUGUGCGGAUGAAGCAGUUUCCGUGUUCAGUCAGUCCUGUGCAGGGGUGCGAGAAAUAGAUAUUCCCCAGAGCUUAAGCCCAACAUCCUUACAGCGGAGAGUUCCACAUCAUCCGUGGCUGGAUGUCUUUCCUUUCCCGCAGAUGCGGGAUAAUAUGAUUCUGGCUGGAGAUGCCCUAGAUGAUGAUGAGCUGUGUCAUGACCUUGUAUGUUUCUGGGACACUCGUGAUAGCCGCGCAACGCUACUCGUCUGGGGAGCUCCCUGGGACCCGCAGAACUGGGAGGCUAGCGAGGCGUUCGCCAUCAAGUGGCACUGGGUACUAAGAGGCUGUCCUGACCUACUGGUUUCUACGAAUAAAUGGCGACGGAGGAGGGGUGAGAAACCUCUUCCGUGGAGGGAGAUCCUCGGGGCGGGAAGAACACAGGUUGUAUAA